This is a messenger RNA of Phyllotreta striolata, 440 nucleotides long. The record is from the annotation of a GenBank genome assembly. NCBI's taxonomy places the organism in Eukaryota, Metazoa, Arthropoda, Insecta, Coleoptera, Chrysomelidae.
ACUUAAAAAAAAAGCACCAACAAUUGCGCUUUGUCACAAUUUUAAUGAAUCGAAAUUCCCUUAUAAGGAGCCGCGUAAUUGCAUAAUUGCAUCGCCGUAGGCGUUCGGAAAACAAUUGCGAAUCGGGCCGGGCACUCUUGAUCUCUCUCGUUAUUAUUAUCGUUAUUUUUUUUUAUACAUAAGCUAGUAACGAGGCGUUUUCCUCGAUCGUAAGAUGGGCGAUUUCCCGACGGAUUUUCCGGAAAAAAAAAUAACAUAAAAUGUACUACGGUAGAUUUAUGGUGCCCCCCGUAAGGGCGAAAUUGAACGAGCACGGGUUGAUUAGCGUAUCGAAUUACGUUGAUAAGAGUUCGUGUCGAUUGCACAAUAGGAAAUUAAACGGUACUUUCUCGACGAGAUCUCAGUCGCCUAGUAACGUCAACGGGGCGAAUUUGAGGUAA